Messenger RNA from Elephantulus edwardii (Cape elephant shrew), 546 nucleotides. It is a transcript of the gene TRAPPC3L, whose product is annotated as trafficking protein particle complex 3-like. The transcript is spliced from 5 exons. Gene Ontology annotation, cellular component: TRAPP complex; cytosol; cis-Golgi network membrane. The record is from RefSeq and is a predicted model, not a curated record. NCBI's taxonomy places the organism in Eukaryota, Metazoa, Chordata, Mammalia, Macroscelidea, Macroscelididae. Gene Ontology annotation, biological process: endoplasmic reticulum to Golgi vesicle-mediated transport; intra-Golgi vesicle-mediated transport. The coding region runs from base 1 to 546 and encodes 181 amino acids.
AUGUCGCACCCUGCACACAGGAGACCAGAAUAUCGUAAAAUAAACAAAGAUCUCUUUGUCCUCACCUAUGGGGCUCUGGUCGCCCAGCUGUGUAAGGACUAUGAAAAGGAUGAAGAUGUGAAUAAGUAUUUAGAUAAAAUGGGAUAUGGCAUUGGAACACGGCUGGUGGAAGACUUUUUGGCUCGGUCCUGUGUGAGAAGAUGUCAUAGUUAUUCAGAAAUUAUAGACAUAAUUGCUCAGGUUGCCUUCAAAAUGUACUUGGGAGUUACACCAAGUGUGACCUGUAACAGUUCGAGCCGAAAUGAGUUUUCAUUGGUGCUGGAUAAGAACCCGUUGGUGGAGUUUGUGGAAGAGCUUCCUGCGGGACGGUCUUCUCUGUGCUACUGUAACCUUCUCUGUGGAAUUAUCAGAGGUGCCCUGGAAAUGGUUCAUUUGGCUGCUGAUGUUACAUUCUUGCAAGACAGACUAAAAGGCGACAGUGUGACAGAAAUAGGAAUUACAUUUCUAAAAAAGCUAGAAGAGAAAAAAUACAGACGGAAAAAAUGA